Nomia melanderi (Alkali bee) is the source of this 942-nucleotide messenger RNA. RefSeq lists its product as uncharacterized. NCBI's taxonomy places the organism in Eukaryota, Metazoa, Arthropoda, Insecta, Hymenoptera, Halictidae. The record is from RefSeq and is a predicted model, not a curated record.
AUGCAGUACAGCCAGUACGUGUCGCUGUGCCUCGUGGCGCUUGUUCUUGGACAAGCCGCCGCCCUGCCGCAGCAUCCCCAGUACUCGCCGCAGCAUGUACAGCCUCAGCAAGUCAGGGAGGACAGGAAGUUCGCGGAGAAACCGAAUGCUAUGAAGAAAGUUGCGCUUGACGACCUGGAUGACAUCAGUACCAACCAGAUUCAGGAAGGAAGCAGUAGCGGUUUCUCGUGGUCGAACAUGCUGAGCAUGGUGAUGCAGAUGCUGCUGGGACAAACGGGUGGCGUCACCGGGCCCAGCAAGAAUGAGAUCGACGACGGAGCACCGGCUAGCCCAUGGGCGAAUUUGCUUUCCGUUGGUCUGAGAUUACUUACCGCUCUGCUUGGUGGACCCCAACAGCCCGUCGACGGUAUUGAUAAAGUGGACAACCAGAGCAGCACGAUGCAAGAUAUUUUGGCUGCGAUGCUGGGCGCAUUUCUGGGACGAGACAGGGACCCUAAUCAGAUUUAUACCAUGGCUAAAAACGCUUCCGAGUUCAUUAACAUAGUGGUGAACCUUCUGGACGCCUUGAAGACUUCGUUCUCCCACCGUUCCCUGGCGGCGAGAUCAAUGGGAAAACGCGACACCAUUUCCGAGGCUGCGGUCACCACUCUCACCAUGCUCAAGGGCUACGUGAGAUCGCUGAAAUCCUUAAAUAACGUUGGACGCGCCGAGGACGAAGGACAUCGGGGCUGCACGGAGCGAGCCCUCUGCGAAGCCAGCGCAGAGUGCGUCGCGAAAUCUCAAGGCACCUCUUCUGUUUUCUGUCAGUUUGGAUCGUACGCGACAAGCUAUCUCCUGCAAAGGCAGAGCGGUGUAGCCUUCGACGCGCUUUACGAGGCGAGUCGACGCGGCCGCAGCGGAGAAGACUGCAGGACCGUUUUCCUGAACUGCAACGCCGUCUGA